This is a messenger RNA of Monopterus albus (swamp eel), 2983 nucleotides long. It is a transcript of the gene lrch2, whose product is annotated as leucine-rich repeats and calponin homology (CH) domain containing 2. The record is from RefSeq and is a predicted model, not a curated record. Gene Ontology annotation, molecular function: protein binding. NCBI's taxonomy places the organism in Eukaryota, Metazoa, Chordata, Actinopteri, Synbranchiformes, Synbranchidae. The transcript has 21 exons. The coding region runs from base 150 to 2363 and encodes 737 amino acids. Gene Ontology annotation, cellular component: cytoplasm.
UCUUAUCACCAUCACUAGGAGCAGCAACAGCACCACCUCAGAAGCCCAUCCCCUAGCGUCUGUCCGGGGAAUGUACGCUGUUUGCGCAUGGGCGGAGAAACUGCCGCUGUGCGCUGUUAUUAUUGUAGGAGUAAUUUCUUUCUUUUUUUAUGAAAAUGGCGUGUAGUCAGGGAGGUGUGGGAGCUAUCACGGCUCUACAAAGCCAUCACUACUCUAGCGGCCCUCACUGGAGCCCAGGCGUCAGCCAGUUUCAGCACCAGCAGCAGCACCACACGACGCGCAGCCUGGACCGGGCUCUGGAGGAUGCCGUGUGUUCGGGGAUACUGAACCUGAGCGGUAGGAAGCUGAGGGAGUACCCGGGGACGAGCUACGAUCUGACCGAUACAACGCAAGCAGAUCUCUCCAAGAAUCGCCUCACAGAAAUCCCUCCAGAAGUGUGUCUGUUCGCCCCCCUCGAGUCACUCAACCUCUAUCACAACUGCAUCAAGUGCAUCCCAGAAGCCAUCAUCAAUCUGCAGAUGCUGACUUAUCUUGACAUCAGCCGAAAUCUUCUCUCAGUUUUGCCAAAACACCUGUUCAACCUCCCCCUCAAAGUUCUGCUUGUGAGCAACAACAAGCUCCUAUCCAUCCCAGAAGAGAUCGGCAAGGCCAAAGAGCUGAUGGAGCUGGAUGUGAGCUGUAAUGAGAUUCAGGUGCUGCCAGCUCAGGUGGGGAGGCUUCAAGCCUUACGAGAACUCAACAUCAGGAAGAACUGUCUUCACAUGCUGCCUGAGGAGUUGGCUGACCUGCCUCUCAUCCGACUUGACUUCUCCUGCAAUAAGAUCACAGAGAUUCCUCCUGCCUAUAGGAAGCUCAGGCAGCUGCAGUACAUCAUCCUAGACAACAAUCCUAUGCAGUCUCCACCUGCACAGAUUUGUCUCAAGGGCAAAGUGCACAUAUUCAAAUUUCUGAACAUCCAGGCGUGUAGGAUGGACAAGAAACCAGACACUCUGGACCUCCCCUCCCUCGGCAAACGCUGCCUUCCACAGCCGCUUACAGAUAGCAUAGAAGAUUUUUAUCCCACUAAGAACCAUGGGCCUGACUCUGGAAUUGGUAGCGACAAUGGUGACAAGAGGCUGUCAACAACAGAGCCUUCAGAUGAUGACACCGUCAGCCUGCACUCUCAGGUGUCAGAGACGGCCCGUGCCGAUGCUCUCUCACUGCUCUCCAAAAUGGACUCUUGCAAAGAUCAGGAUCUCUAUGACUUUAUAGAGCCCAACCCCAAUGAGGAUCCUGCUCUGUCAGAGUGUGAUGGACAGCAGAGCAGCCAUGUGUCUUGUAUAAAGGAACUAGAAAAAGUUCUUAAUAUGUCUCACCAAAGCAAAGAUAAGGACAGCUGGAAAGAGGAGUCAGGUUCUGAUAAGGAGCAGCUAGUUGAGGAAGAGGAUGAUGAGCUGAAGGAAGUGCUGGAUCUGAGGAAGAUUGCUGUUCAGCUUUUGCAGCAGGAGCAGCAGAACAGACGACGGUCCUUAAUUUGCAGAGCAGAGAGUCUUAUUCACCGACGGAGAGUGACUGGCCGGGCACACAGAUUCCUAAGUUACUCUGGAAGCAGCAAACCAAGGCCCCCACCACAGACCUCUCGGAGUGCGUCUCUGGAUGAAGGAAGCAGUGGAGCAUCUCUGCUUAGUGGGCAGCCUGAGGAUGGCAGCCUGAAGGCAGAUCAAUCAGAUUCAGAGCCAAAGUGGCCUGAAGUCCCGCCUGUCCUCAAUCAAAAUGAAGAUCGCAGGAGGAACAAAUACCUGAGAAAAGAUUACCUGAAGUACAAGUGUCAGAGUGCUCGGAAAACCUCCUGUGGGAACAAUGACUGUGAGGAUGGCUUGCGCAACACUGAUUUCAGUACCACGUUGACAGUGUUUGGACUAAAGCCCCGAUCAGCCUUCACCAGGGGAAGUCGUCAGGAGUACAGCUCAGCAGACCCCAGUUUUACUAUGAGAAGGAAGAUGGAGCACCUGAGAGAGGAAAUGGAGCAGAUCGCACUUUUACGGCAGAACAUUGAGUCCAGACUGAAGGUGCUGCUCCCAGACGACGUUGGAGCUGCCCUAAUGGAUGGGGUUGUUCUUUGCCAUUUAGCCAAUCACAUUUGUCCUCGCUCUGUUGCCAGCAUCCAUGUUCCAUCGCCUGCAGUGCCAAAGCUUAGCAUGGCUAAAUGUCGUAGGAAUGUGGAAAACUUCUUGGAUGCCUGCAAGAAGCUGGGUGUGCCACAGGACAAGCUGUGUCUGCCCCAUCACAUCCUAGAGGAGCGUGGCCUGGUGAAGGUGGGUGUGACUGUCCAGGCUCUGCUGGAUCUGUCCACAUUGAAGCCCACACAACUGUCAGCUAUUUGACAUCAGCCUGAAUGUUGCAUCCAAAGCCUUGACACCAGGGACCAGAGAGCCCCUCUGGACAAGGGCCCAGUGGACAUUGGCCCUUUGGGAGUCUGCUUCUGCCUGACUGAAAAAGGAGACUGGACAGUCUUUCUCCUAGUAUGACGUCAGCUGCCCCCCACUGUCCAUCACAUUUUCACUUGUAUCCUGUUCCUAGCUACUGAGGGAAUCUUGUGUGUGGACUUGCAAUGUGACUGUGUUUCCUAAAUUGGAUAGUUUGGACUUGCUGAGGAGAGACAAAUAAUGGGUCUAUGGGAAGUCCUAUGCAUUCCUCUCAACGUGCUCAGUGAUUAAUGAGCCUGCAAGUGCCAGUAGGUUACUGACAAGAUUUCCAUGCUGGUGUUGGACACACUGGCAGUGAGGAGAUAACAGAUAUGUAACUCACUCUUUCACUAGAGACCUAAGCUGAUUGAGUUUUUUCCAUGGGAAUUAAUUUUUGACUUUAUUAUAGUUAUUUUUACAUGGUUUGCAUUAUGUCCUUUCCUUAUUACACUCAGCAACCAAUCCUGAUUCAUAAAGCCGUUUUCAGAUAGGAUGCAGUAAGUGCUGCGCUCGACACGAGGGUUGUGCACGGGUGGGGU